AUGUUUUUGCUCAGUGUAAUUUGGAAUGUUGCUACUUUAGCCAUAAUUCUAGGUUAUUUGAGUGUCGAAUUUAGUUCCUACUUUCCAUCCUUCAUCCAUGAUCUGUAUCUUUUUGGAAAAGUCCGCGGGUUAAGCGGUUUCAAGUUACAGGAAAGUUUAUUCCAGGUGCCAAAAAGCUGGUUCCGCCAUUUUUAUCUGACUGGUGUGGUGAUAAACUCAACUGUUCUAGCUAUUACUCUCUACACUGUUUGUGGAACUGGAAUAUGGCCAGAAUGGUUCCAGGAUUUUCUCACUUACAUAGGACACCCUGGCAAGGAGGCCGAAGAUUUGACUCCGCCUCUUCCAAUGGUGCUAGCUCUAGUUAUGGAGGAGAUUCAGGUGGUCCGUAGAAGUAUAGAAACUCUGUACAUCAACAGUUACUCAAACAGCAAAAUGAGCCUGGUUAUAUACAUGGUGGGCGUAUUGUUCUACUCAAGCAUAGGCAUAUCAAUCUUGGCACUAUCGGAGGCAGGGACUAUCUCUCUUGAUGAUUUUUAUUCAUUGUCGUGGCUCCAUUGGUAUGCUGUGAUUUUGUUCCUGUAUGCCAGUUUCAAACAGUUCAGUGUUAACAAGAAAAUGGCAAAAUUACGACAGGACAAGAAUGGUAAUGUGACCAAUACUAAACAUCACAUCCCACAUGGUGACUUGUUUGAGUAUGUGUCCUGUCCUCACUUCCUGAUGGAAAUUAUUCUGUAUUUUGCCAUCUCCACACUGGUCGGCUGGGAACACGAGGUCUGUUUUUGCUUGUGGUUGUUUGUACUUACAAAUCAGUUGAUUGAAGGAUAUCUCGUUCACAAAUGGUACAAGGAGACCUUCCCAAAAUACCCACCAGAACGGAAAGCUGUUGUACCCUACCUCCUCUAA
Ylistrum balloti is the source of this 903-nucleotide messenger RNA. Its product is annotated as polyprenol reductase-like. The record is from RefSeq and is a predicted model, not a curated record. Gene Ontology annotation, cellular component: endoplasmic reticulum. The transcript has 5 exons. Gene Ontology annotation, molecular function: 3-oxo-5-alpha-steroid 4-dehydrogenase activity. The coding region runs from base 1 to 903 and encodes 300 amino acids. Gene Ontology annotation, biological process: dolichol-linked oligosaccharide biosynthetic process; polyprenol catabolic process. NCBI's taxonomy places the organism in Eukaryota, Metazoa, Mollusca, Bivalvia, Pectinida, Pectinidae.